Messenger RNA from Colletotrichum scovillei, 4345 nucleotides. RefSeq lists its product as uncharacterized. The coding region runs from base 1343 to 3865 and encodes 840 amino acids. The record is from RefSeq and is a predicted model, not a curated record. The transcript has 2 exons. NCBI's taxonomy places the organism in Eukaryota, Fungi, Ascomycota, Sordariomycetes, Glomerellales, Glomerellaceae.
UCGUACUCUAUACAAGUACAUACACGAAUGACUAUCUUGCCCACCCCCCCCUCAUCCCUUCCAUUGCGUCGGCACAGGGGAGUAAGCGUCUAAUUUAUUGUGUUAGAUCACGUGCAAAUACGCGAUACUCAUUACCUGACGACUAAUCAAUCGCCUUCCAACAUCGACUGAGGUGCAAUUUGGUGCAGUCGACUACCUACCUUACCUUACUCACCUAGGUAUUCUCCCAAGGAACCAUCCAAUCUCAUUCGCACCCGCAUCGCAUCACGUCUUUCUGUCCGCAUCUACGACAGCAAAUCAUCACUGGGCAGUAACCCCGGACCUUUUCUGCCCUCGAGAAUCCGGCCCAUCACUUCCCGGCCUGUCUCGCUCACCCUUCUCAGCCAUUGACCCAGCCCGGCACCCAUUGCCAUUUUCCGACCGCGUGCUUGAAGGUAUCCGUCUAUCGCCAAAUUCCACCGGGCCUAUAAUCCGCCUAUCCUCAACGACAUCGACGCACCUCAGCCAACUAAGUGCAUUAGUCCAUUUUUCCUCCCCUGCUCACCCGCGCUACCUUUCUAUUGCUCGGAAUUUUGAUUUCGAUACGGCCACCUAGGGACUUGGGACUGUCGUACAGCACACUAGCAGCCACCGUCCUGCAAAUCUGCGUCGCUUGACGUCUCACUCACCCACAUCCCGCUACCCGUUGCGGUCAAGUUCCUAUCCGUAUCUUUUGACGCUAUCGCCUCAUCUACCGUCUUCACCCUCACCUCACCCUCACUUUCAACCAACUUCCAACUGUCGCUUUACGUUUUCAUCUCCCGUCGGCUAUUUCCUUCCGACCCUUUACGUGGUUUACACUUCCCACUACGGGAUACCUACCUAACCUACCUCGCCUUACUUUGCCAUCCCCGGUCUGACUUUCAGAACCCCUCUCAUCCCACACUGGCACACACAAAUCUCGACAGCACCUCACCUCACCUCACAGGCUCACAGGCCAUAGCGCCCGCAUAACACACCCAAGGUCGCCGCGGAUUGAUCGACGCUCGCGACAUCUUCGGCUUAUCCACACAGUUCACACCCCUGGUCGGACUGUCGCCGCAUUUCAUUUCCAUUCAAGAUUCUCCAUCUCCUUCAAUGCGAAACCCCAGUCUUGUUUGGAACGGUCGCACCCUCGUGCUCAAGUAAUCUCGAUUUUCUGCCCGACCGAUCUCGAGAGCUCGCGCCCCGUGUCUCCAACUUUGGAUGAACCGCACUGCUGCCUUUAUCGACGCAUUUCACUCACACGUCCCCUCAAAACCCGCCCUUUUCAUCUGCUCACCAUCACCACCACCGCUACCCUGCCAAUUGGGGCGCCUUCACCAUGCCUUUUGAUCCUGGAGAUGACAGGAGGCCUGUCACCCAGGAUGAGGAGCAAUACUGGGAGUCCAUGCGCCAGCUGCAAGAGCAAGACGAUGAAAACCUCGACAAAGAGUAUCUCAACAAUGCCAAGUACUACAUGGCACGCUUAACCGAGCUAAACUUGGAGAAGAACGAGCUCGAGCGACGUGCCCUCGAAGUUCACCGCGCCAUCACCCGGGAACAUAAGCACCUUGAAGAGCUCAACGACAGGUUCCAAAACACUAGGAAGGAUAUGAAGAUUCAGCGCGAACAUCAUCAGAGGCAGUUGGCUGUCUGGUUCGACGAGCAACGCCGGAAAGAGAAUGAUGCACGUGUUAGCAUUGCAGCUGCAGCCCUCGCCGGCGCCGCCCCGCGCCGCGAUUCGGCGCAUAUUGAAGCGUCACAUCUAAGCAAGGUCGCCAGUGCUGGACUCAAUGGCAUGAACACCAACGGAGAGCAUCGGAACGGCGCCGCGGUAACGAUCCCCAGCCAUGUCAGACCUAAUCAGCCUCCUUUGACCAUGAUCAUUGACGCAUCGGGUCGUACUGUUGGACCGGUGAACCGCCUCGUAUCGAGCAACAGGAUCGUCAUAUAUCUAUCCAGCUUACCUCAGAAACGACCUGUUCAGCUCCGCGAUGGCAUCACAUUCAGCCAGGACGACAUGAAGGCCUUUGGAGAGGCGGAAGACAAGUGGAAAGGCGCCAUCAUCCAAGCCACAGGCCUCGUCCGGAAACAAUCGCAGCAGUGCGCUCAAUGUGCUAGCGGCAGAGGCCCCUUUGUGCAAUGCAUUGGCCUCGACAUGCCUGAAUUUCAAGCAUGUGGUAACUGCGUUUGGCAGAGCACAAACUGUUGCGACGUCCCGUCGUCUAUAAAUCAAACGCCGCCCACGAGGGGGUUCAAGGCACUCAACGCCCAAGAUGUAUAUAACGAACGAGCCGCCAACGGCAGCUUCACCAACGGCACUGCAACUCCCAUCGGCCAUAGCCGACCUGGCUCCCGAGAUAAGAGCUUUGCCGAGGGCUCAACGGCUACUGACGAGACAGAAGAGGACAUGACUCCAAUCACCAAAGCGAACCUCUUGUUGAAGCACGACGGGAAGAUCUUUACGCAUCCCGAGUGCAUGGCCGGUGUACCCGUCAACAAGAUUGAUCGGGCACACGAGUACUGGGACCCAGCCUGGCCGGAUAUCGUGCCCACGAUCGAGCCGACUUUGCAGUCAUGGCGAGAUAAGCUACAAACUGCUUUAGAAAAGGGGCAGACCAGCAUGAAGUUCCAACUGGGAAGACAGGUAAACCGAGGAGAGACUAUUCUGAAGUUUUUGAGCGACGCCGACUUUUGCCCCUACCAACUGGUGGGAAAGAAGUAUAUGAUGACCCGGCUGGUUUCCUACGACACCAUUUUCCGUCUAGCCGACACUCUGCGAACUCUGGAAGGCUUCAAGACUCUUGACAUCACCCCUCUGGAGUGGUUACGCCAACGCCUGCAGGAAAUCAUUAUCUUGGAUGGGCCGGACUUCAAUCUGGCCAAGACGAUCCAUGACUUUUACCACGAUUCAAAGUACGUGGCUCUGAGACUCGCAAACGGUAAAAAGAGCAUCGGAAGACCGUCAGGCAUGAAGAUGGCGCCAAAAGACUCGCCCAACUCGGCCAGAGGCACCCCAAACAACAAAAAGCGGAAACUUUUCAUCAACGAAGAGUACCCCCUCGCAUCCCAGCGUCCGCUUGCCCCAACACCGACACUCCAACUCCAGUCCCAGCCUCAAGUCCAGCAGGUGCAGCCUCAGAUGCAGCCCCAUGUACAGCCUCAGGUUCAUCCACCUGUCCAGCCUCAACCGCAACCUCAGCCUCCGCCCCCGCCUCCGCUACAAAGUCAAAUGCCACCAGGCCAACUUCAAUCUCGCAAAAGCGAGACACCUUUGAGUGCGCCGCCGACUCCCGAACUUGCCAGGCAAUCCAAGAAGCUUAGGACAGCAAGGAUCCCUGGGAAGCUCAAAGAUGAAGAUCUACACUAUGACGGCUUCACCGACGUUGAUGACUAUAGCGGCGAUCAUAUCGGCCAACAUGACUGGGCAUUGAACCGGAUCAAGUCCCGACUCAACAGCGUUAGCACCGGUGUGACACAGUACUGGCAUUGGAUUCCGGACAAUGGAGAGCAAAUUUUUGAGCACCAAGUGCUUGCGGAAAGCGACACCUUGACCUGGGGCAUUUACGCCAAGCCGGUAAAUUUCCACUUGGAAUUAGAACACAUCCAGGAGAUGAAAUGGGCCACCGACACUGCCAAGGUCAUUGUGGUUUGCAAGGACGGCGUUGUAAUUUCGCCAGAUGGCAAGCCUAGAGGUGACCUCUUGGCUGAGUUUAAGAGGGACCGCACCAAGAGGCGUUUCUUGGUCUUUUGCCGCAAGAAGGGGGUGGAACUGAUCAAGGUUGAGGCGGACGUCAUACAAAAAGCAUGGGAUGAAUACGAAUCGCCAGAUGUCCCGGCGAUGCCGGAUUCGGAGAUUGAGUAGGACAAUGACGAGGAAUUUCAGUGGCUGUGAAAGCACAAACACGAGAAAGGAAUUGGAGGUCUUUCACGUUAUAAGGAAGGAGAAUGGCGGAGAUACCCCUGGUUUCUGAUUUCAUUGGGUGUCUUUUCCUGCGGCUUCAGUGGAACUUUGGCCUGCAAUGGCGUUGGGUUGCGUACCGUCGCAGCCAUUUUGGUCAUCAAGCCAUGUCGCCAUACGAUUUGGUUCUUUGAGUCCCAGGCAGCAUAUGAUGGCACGGAGGUGCCGAAGCUUGGCUGCUUGCCAUAAUUGUAAUUGGGUGGACGAUGCUGCCUGGGACACUGUAGACAUGGUGGAGUUUUUGGCUUUCUUUUGGGAGAAGAGGUGCCUUUGAGCAUGUCUUGCAUCUUGCAGUUGCUCGUCUAGAGUCUAUGCAUGGCUCUGUGUCUGAGCCCAUCUCUCGUGGUAUGGACGGGAUAGAUAGAAGUGUUGAGAGCGGAGGGA